Messenger RNA from Rana temporaria (common frog), 570 nucleotides. Its product is annotated as hemoglobin subunit alpha-5-like. Gene Ontology annotation, cellular component: blood microparticle; hemoglobin complex; haptoglobin-hemoglobin complex. The record is from RefSeq and is a predicted model, not a curated record. Gene Ontology annotation, biological process: hydrogen peroxide catabolic process; oxygen transport. Lineage: Eukaryota; Metazoa; Chordata; Amphibia; Anura; Ranidae. The transcript is spliced from 3 exons. Gene Ontology annotation, molecular function: oxygen carrier activity; iron ion binding; heme binding. The coding region runs from base 58 to 486 and encodes 142 amino acids.
AUAGCACUCAAUGGUGUUAGGGACUGAUCAGUUCAUCUGUGCUAACCUGAACCAAUCAUGACUUUCUCUGAAGCUGAGAAGGCUGCCAUCAUCUCCAUCUGGGGCAAGGUGUCUGGCCAUGUUGAUGAAAUUGGAGCAGAGGCUUUAGAGAGGCUGGUCCUCAGCUUCCCUCAGAGCAAGACCUACUUCAGCCAUUUUGAUCUGAGCCAUGGCUCCAAGGAUCUCAAAAGUCAUGGUGGAAAGGUUGUUGGUGCUAUCGGCAAUGCUGCCAGUCACUUGGAUAACCUUGAUGGUGCUCUGUCUGCCCUGAGUGACCUCCAUGCUCAUAACCUGAGAGUUGACCCUGGCAACUUUAGACUACUGUCUCACUCCAUCGAGGUGACUCUGGCUGUGCAUUUCCCCAAGGAGUUUACCCCUUCUGUUCAUGCUGCCUGGGACAAGUUCCUCUCUGCCGUGUCCUCUGUCCUGGUUUCCAAGUACAGAUAAGCUGGAUCAUUUUGAUGUGAUACCUGGUCCUGAAACAACUUACCUUACCUCAUAUUUUUCAAUAAACUUCAUUUUAUCAGUUCA